This is a messenger RNA of Manduca sexta (tobacco hornworm), 1080 nucleotides long. RefSeq lists its product as uncharacterized. The record is from RefSeq and is a predicted model, not a curated record. The transcript has 2 exons. Gene Ontology annotation, molecular function: catalytic activity. Lineage: Eukaryota; Metazoa; Arthropoda; Insecta; Lepidoptera; Sphingidae. Bases 1 to 1080 code for a protein of 359 amino acids.
AUGGCACAAAAACAUUUCCUCCAGGCGAACAUCAAUCACUGCGCCAGAGCGCAGGACUUGCUUGUUCAGAGCCUGGCGCAGUGGUCAAUCCACGUGGCUGUAGUCAGCGAGCCGUAUUUCGUUCCCCGGGAUGACUGGGCAGGGGACUCCGACGGCUCGGUGGCUGUCAUCACCGGGGUGCCGCCGGCUCCCCGCCCUUCGAAAAAAUCCCUAGCCGAAUUUGAGAGUUUUCUCAUUCGGCUGGGAACCCUGGUGGUGCAAAGCAGCCAGCCCCGCCCUGUGCUUGUCGCCGGCGACUUCAAUGCCAAAUCCUUGGCCUGGGGUUCGUCGGUGACGGACGCGCGGGGUAAGGGCCCUGGAGGAAUGGGCGAUCUCCUCAGGACUGGUCGUCCUAAAUCGGGGUCGGAGGACACGUGCGUGCGGCACAACGGGGGUUCGGUGGUGGACAUCACGUUCGCCACCCCGGACCUAGCCCGCCGUGUCCAGGGCUGGAGAGUCCUGGUGGAGGAGGAGACGCUGUCCGAUCACCGGUACAUACGGUUCAGUGUCUCCACUCCCCGGACCAACCAGCCCAGCAACAGUGGAAGUUUGACCUCCCGACGAUGGGGCGGCCAGCGUUGGGCCGUUACGCAGCUCAACCGGGAGGCCGUGAAGGAAGCCGCUCUUGUUCAGGCGUGGUUCCCUGUACCGGCAGGGCCGGUGCGGGUCGAAGAGGAGGCGGAGUGGUUCGGGGGCAAUGUCGCAAAUCUGCGACGCGGCCAUGCCCAGGCCCGAUGCCUCCCUCCGAAGCGACAGGUGUACUGGUGGUCGGCGGAGCUCACCCAGUUACGCGCGUCCUGCAUGGCUGCGCGCCGUCGACUCGCCAGACACCGCCGCCGUCAUUCCCGUCCGCCCGGCGAUGAUGAACAGGAGCGGCUGCUUCACGGCCUACACAAGACGGCCAAGAGAGCGCUGCGGGUGGCCAUUGCGCAAGCAAAGGCCGCGGCACGUGAGGAGUCUCGGAGAACUCUCGACAGCGACCCGUGGGGACGCCCGUACCGCAUGGCGUUGAGCAAGCUCCGCCCGUGGGCGCCCCGCUGA